GCAAAGCAGCCACUGCCUACUCAUAACUACGUAGCUGAACAAAUAUGUUGCUGCACACCUGCAUAACCUGUUCAUAGGGGUAUGAUAUGCUAAUCGAUGUGGCUGAGGAAAUGACUUCUAGCAUUGCGGUGUAACGAGAAUCUUUAAGUCAGGAUCGUGAAAGACUGUUUGUUCUGGGAUCUUGCUCUGCGGUGAUGAAUGAAGAAGGGAUGUACCGACUGACAACGUUGUGUGGGGGGCCCUUAGGAUUCCAAAUAUAAGAAUAGGAUUUGUGUAGACUCCAACAACUGAUGAAGAGCAGGCCAAAUUUGACCGAACAUGGCGGGAGAAAUAAGGAGGCUAUCACGCACGCUGCUGGACUGUCAGAAGAAUGAUGAACUGUGUGUUGUACGAGAGAAUCAGACUGAAGUAAUCAUCGUACCAGUCCUCUUGAUAGGGGUAUUUGUUAUUAUCUUAAGUGUCAUCCUUUGGCUCCAUUACCAGAGCAUGAAGGCAAAGCAGCAGGCUUCUCCAGAGUCCAGAGAAGAAGGUCAUGUCCCAGUAUCAAAAAAGAAGAAAAGCCCAGGAAAAACGGUCAGGAUAUCAGAACACACCACCAUCCAACUAAACGAGACAACCAGGAGUUCCUUGCUUAAAACUGCAGCCUUAACCUUCAAGGAGCUGGAGAUUCCACGUGAGAAAAUAUCCUGGGAGUCACUGAAGCUUAUAAGAAAUGGCAGCUUUGGGGGAAUCUACAGAGCAGAGCUGAAGACCAGCAACCCUGGGAAAACUCAGCCAGUCUUAUUGAAGGCCUUGAAAGAGUCUGCCAGCUCCCAUGAGAUUAAAGAUUUUAUGGAAAGGAUUAAGUUUUAUCAGUUUCUUGGUAAUCACGAAAACAUCAUUAAGUUAUUAGGGUGUUGUAUGCACCAGAUGCCUCUUUACAUGAUAUUGGAGGAUGCUUCCAACGGAAAUCUUUUGAACUUCCUUUGGACCUGCCGCAAGGAUGUAGUGACCAUGGACGGAUUGCCACUUGAUCUUACAGAGAGACAGGUCUAUAAAAUUGGACAACAAAUUGCGUCAGCUCUGGAUUUUCUUCAGGGGAAAAAACUAUUUCAUGGUGAUGUGGCAGCCAGGAAUGUCCUAAUUGGCGAUGCAUUUACUGUGAAGCUCUGCAGACUGGGACUGGCGUACAGAGGCCAUACCUGCGGUCCCAGCUCCAUCGCACAAACUGUUCCACUCAAGUGGCAGGCUCCAGAGCGACUUCUGAAGAAACCACCUAACAUCAAGUCAGACAUAUGGUCCUUUGGAAUCUUACUAUAUGAGAUGAUCACAUUAGGAGCGCCACCAUUUCCAGAGGUUCCCCCAUCUGAUAUCUUGCAACACCUUCAGAGGCAGCACACUAUGAAGAGGCCUUCCAGCUGUCAGCCAGCCAUGUAUAGCAUUAUGGAGGCCUGCUGGCACUGGACUCCAACAGAUCGCCCUUCCCCCACUGAGCUGAUCAGGAGGCUGCAAACAGGAAUCAAGACCAGUAAUGACCAGGCUGUGCUGCAAAUUCCGGAGGUGGUGGUGCCCGAGCUCUAUGCCACCGUAGCUGGGAUUGACUUGAGAGAUCUUCCCACUGACUACACAGUGUUCUAAAAAGGUGCCUUUUCAUAAUGUACAGAAGGCAGACACCGAGAAAUGGUAGUUUCUUAAGGCUAAUCCAGAAAGGAAAUGGCAUCAUUUCAGUUCACCAUGGAAAAACGAAGGAGAAAAUGAAGCUGGAUGUUAGGAAGCCUUCCUUAGUUACUGUAACGGAACAGGUGUGCAUCGUAAUAUUGUGCACAUUUUAUUGUAAGCAUGUGCAACUGACUUCCAUGGGUGACCCAUACAACUGUUCAUAGAACUGUAACUUUAGUAGUAGAAGAAGAAUUUAUAGUUACCCAGGAAAUGGCUUCGACUGGCUGGCUAAACCAGGUGAAGGUAGCCUGUGUGGCUGAUCAGGAAAGCCCAAAAUGGCAUAGCUGAUUGGUGGCUUUGUCUUCUUGUGUUAAUCUGCUGGCCCUAUGAGCUUAAAGGGGUUUGAUCUCCGUCAGCUUUUCCCAACCUGGUUGCCCUACCUACAGGGGCAGAGGAAGAG
Lacerta agilis (Sand lizard) is the source of this 2098-nucleotide messenger RNA. It is a transcript of the gene STYK1, whose product is annotated as serine/threonine/tyrosine kinase 1. NCBI's taxonomy places the organism in Eukaryota, Metazoa, Chordata, Lepidosauria, Squamata, Lacertidae. The transcript has 10 exons. Gene Ontology annotation, biological process: positive regulation of kinase activity; protein phosphorylation; cell surface receptor protein tyrosine kinase signaling pathway. Bases 319 to 1617 code for a protein of 432 amino acids. The record is from RefSeq and is a predicted model, not a curated record. Gene Ontology annotation, cellular component: signaling receptor complex. Gene Ontology annotation, molecular function: transmembrane receptor protein tyrosine kinase activity; ATP binding.